AUGCCUCGCACCUCUUCCAUUGAUUCGGCGAUAUCAACCCUGUCCUCGGCUUCUCAAAAAUCUACAUUCGAUGCCAACGCGCUGAGCCCGGCCGAUAUUGGCCACUUGAUAAAUGCUGCUGGGUCAGCUGAGGCUGUCAUCGUGCACCUCCUGAAGGAGAAGCAUCAAGCGGCGUCGCAGAAUUCACAAUUAUGGAAACUAGUGGACAAGCAGAGGACGCUGAUCUUGGGUCUGAAUAAAGAUCUCGAGCGCGCCUUGAAGGAGAAGGAAAAGUACAAGAAAAAGCUGAAGGAAGUGCAAGAGUCUGUGCCGCCUGUGCCAACCGCGGCGGAUGUAGUUUCGCAAGCUGGAUUGACCGGGGCAGAGCAGUCACUUCUUAAUCAAAUGGAAGCGGAGCCAGUCCAUGAACAACCAGAUACUCGACAGCUUCCUCAGCCCACUAUUGUGCCACCUUCCGCAGCAUCUCGCAUGGAAUCUGCAGGUAUCAGCAUGAGCCCUUCCAGUGACAUGUCAUCCCCGGUUGGAAAUGACGGCCAAAAGCUCCCCCAUCCUAGUCGCAAGCCCCCACCUGCGCCUCUAGACUUACGACUCCACGCCAGUACUCGGCAAGCACCCACAGAUCACGAUUCAGAUUCCGAUUACGGUGAUGAUCAAGACGACCAACCGAGGGUAGAUGAUCGUGGAAGGCGGAAAACUCGAGAGGAAGAUGACCGAGAUCGUGAGGCUGCGGGGAAGAAAGACAAUGAUCCCCAGGGAUCUAUAACCACAGCCAAGAUUGGAUCCUCACACUCAUCUCGGGACACUGCUACUCCCUCUGAGAGUCCAAAUGCUUCACGCGAGCAAGCCACGAGGUCGCCUCCUAACGUGGGGGUACCGGGAUCUUUGGGCUCAACUCUCAAAGCCCGCGCAAACCUUUCGGCUGCAAAUGGCCGUCCAACCCUCCCAAAUCCCAAGGUGGCUAAUUUGGCACUAGCUGGUUUACCUCUUAGCCCGAGGCCAGAAGAUCGACCACUUGGCUCGCCUUUGCCUCGCAUGCCCCGCGACAUCAACGCAAUGGCAGGUCAAUCUAUGACAGCAGGUACAAACCUUCCUGGACUGCCUCUAUCGCCACGAUUGGGUCAUUACCCUACCCAUUUUGCUCAAUUAGACGCACAGCCUUUGGCUGGUAAGCCUGGUCCCUCAAUUCCAACAAUCGAUCCUACGGUGAUGAUAGAUAGCCCAAGGUCUGCACGUUUCAAUGACUACGGCGUUAUCUAUCAAGGGCUGAUAUCGGAUGAAUAUCCUGGGUUACUCUUACCUCCGAACGCUCUUCCACUGAUUCAGGUUCGGGUCUCAUCUUCCCGGCUUCGACCUUCUCGCAAUAGCUACAUGGUUUCGAAACCUCUGGAAGAAGAGCCUGUUUUCACCCUAAGUGUGAUUUCUCGAUCCGAAGUGACAGAGCUCUGGCGAAUUGAGAAAGUCAUUGCGUCUUUGCCUCAGCUGGAUCAACAAGUUCGUCAAUUGGUCUCUCUGCCCGGCAAAUUACCGGAUCGAAGUAUCUUCAGUGGACAUUCCCCUGCGAAGGUGGAUCUUCGACGAGCGGCGCUCAAUGCCUACUUUGAUUGUCUUUUGGAUACUCCAAUGGAUGAAAAGGCAGCCUUGGUCAUCUGUCAGUUCCUCACAAACGACGCCAUUGAGCCCCGAGAUGAUGAGACCAGUCUCGUGAAAGGACACAAUGGUGCGGCCCAGCCGGAAAUUGCGCGUGGCCCAGACGGCAGGCCCCGAAAAGAAGGCUAUCUAACCAAGCGAGGCAAGAAUUUUGGUGGUUGGAAAGCACGUUAUUUCGUUAUUCAUGGACCGGAAUUGAAAUAUUUCGAGUCACCAGGUGGUCCUCACAUGGGUACCAUCAAGCUUCUUCAUGCUCAAAUUGGAAAGCAAUCCCAGAAUCCAGGAAGUUCUCCCUCUGGUGUUGAGGAGGAUGCCGAUAAUCAAUAUCGUCACGCCUUUCUCAUCUUGGAACCCAAGAGGAAGGACUCCUCGGCGCUUGUCCGACACGUGCUUUGUGCUGAAAGUGAUGAUGAGCGUGACAGAUGGGUGGAGGUUUUGAUGGAGUACGUCGAGAGUCCCUCAUCUGACAGUGAAAGUCGAGGCACCUCAUCUACCAAAAGCCCACCCCCUGGACAAGCACGGCAGCAACCCUCUACUGGAAGCAAGUCUAAGGUGCAACCUAACAACAGCAAAAAACCUGGCAGAGGGGUUGAAAGUCCCGAGCAGGAAGUUGAGACAGCUCCUGUCGGAUUUAGCUUUGAUAAUACUAUAGCUGCAGAGCCUCCUAUCCUUGGCCAUUCUAUUGACCAAGCCCCUCGAUCACCCCGCAUGCCCGCCGGACCUGGAAUUUCGACCGAUCUUCGAGAUUUCAACCAGCAGCACUUCUCAGAGGCUCCCACGCAUUCCCCAAAAAUCAUCUCUGCGCCUACUAAUGCAACCGUGAUUCACGAUGUGGGAGCCUGGGGCAACAAGCCCACAAUGUCCACCAAGGAAAAGAAACGCAGCAUCUGGGGAUUCCGUACUCGAUCCUCUUUUGAUCUGUCGUCACAAGCCUCCAACGACGUGGCUGCAGCACCUGUUGUGGAACGAAAGGAUGUCAGACCUGUAUUUGGCAUUCCUUUGGCCGAUGCUGUCCAAUAUUGUGGACCAGUUGGGAUUGAUGUGGAAUUGCCAGCUGUUGUAUAUCGCUGUAUCGAGUACUUGCAAUCCAAGGACGCAGCACUAGAGGAGGGAAUAUUCCGCUUGAGUGGCUCCAACGUUGUUAUCAAAGCUUUGAAAGAACGUUUCAACAAUGAGGGAGAUCUCGACUUCCUUUCUGUCGACCAGUACUAUGAUGUUCACGCCGUGGCUUCUCUUUUCAAGCAAUACCUUCGUGAACUCCCUACAACAGUGCUCACUCGGGAGCUCCAUCUGGAUUUCCUUCGUGUUCUUGAACUUGAUGACAAGAACAAGAAGAUCGUCGCCUUCAACUCGCUUGUACACCGUCUUCCAAGACCCAACUUGGUGCUACUACGAGCCUUGUCGCUGUUCCUGAUUGAGAUUGUCAAUAACUCCGACGUUAACAAGAUGACUGUCCGAAACGUGGGCAUCGUUUUCGCGCCUACUCUUAACAUCCCUGCGCCUGUGUUCUCAAUGUUCCUGACAGAUUUCGAGAGCAUCUUUGGAGAUGCCGGCUCGGGCUCAGGUCCUGGCCCCUCCAUUGAAUUGACUGUGGAUAAUAGCCUUACACCUGAUGAUAUUCGGUCUCCCCGAAACCAGAUGUUCUCGAAUAUACCCACACCUUCUUACAAUCAGACGACAUUCCGAGGUGCAGAUGGCCCUCCGGACAAUUCUCAGGUUGCCCAUGAUACAGGCUUUGCGCCCAUGCAACCCAGCUAUGAUCAGCCAGCCUAUAGGCAUGAUGCCUACAAUCAACCACCACCCCAAGGUGGCUCGGCUUCCUACGGCUCCUUAUCUGGCAUGUUGUCUCCCGGUCAAGAGGACACUCGAUCGGCGAAGACCAAGAGACGAGAAAGCUCAAUGCUUUUCAUGGAUACCACCCAUACAGAUUAUUCAGUUUACCAGGAGAAGUAA
Messenger RNA from Penicillium malachiteum, 3600 nucleotides. Its product is annotated as GTPase-activating protein BEM3. Gene Ontology annotation, cellular component: cytoplasm. The transcript has 3 exons. Gene Ontology annotation, biological process: regulation of GTPase activity; signal transduction. NCBI's taxonomy places the organism in Eukaryota, Fungi, Ascomycota, Eurotiomycetes, Eurotiales, Aspergillaceae. The record is from RefSeq and is a predicted model, not a curated record. Bases 1 to 3600 code for a protein of 1199 amino acids.